GAGAGAGAGAGAGGGAGGGAGAGAGAGAGAGCGAGCGCGCGCGUUAGCGCGAGAGAGCGAGUGAGCAAGCGAGCAGAAAAGAGGUGGAGAGGGGGGGAAUAAGAAAGAGAGGAGGAAAGGAGAGAAGGCUGGAAGAAGGCAAGGGACGUUAACAACCAUGCUGUGCUGUAUGAGAAGAACCAAACAGGUUGAAAAAAAUGAUGAGGACCAAAAGAUCGAACAAGAUGGCAUCAAACCAGAAGAUAAAGCGCAUAAGGCAGCUACCAAAAUUCAGGCUAGCUUCCGUGGACACAUAACAAGGAAAAAGCUCAAAGGCGAGAAGAAGGGUGAUGCCCCAGCAGCUGAGGCUGAUGCAAAGGAGAAAAAGGAAGAAACUCCUGUCGCUGAUGGUGUGGAGAAGAAGGAGGGAGAAGGUCCAGGCAUUACUGAGGCGGCCCCUGCCACUGGCCCCAAGCCUGAGCAGAAUGGCAAAGCAGGCGAAACUCCUUCCGAGGAAAAGAAGGGGGAGGGCGCCCCCGAUGUGGCCACAGAGCAGGCAACCCCUAAGGAGGAGAAGGCUGGCUCUGCGGAGACAGAAAGUACCACUAAAGCUGCCAUUGACAACUCGCCCUCCUCCAAGGCCGAAGAUGCCCCAGCCAAGGAGGAACCCAAAGCCGAUGUGCCUGCUGCUGUCACUGAUGCUGCUGCUGCCGCUUCCCCUGCUGCAGAGGACGCUGCUGCCAAGGCAACAACUUCGCCCCCGACGGAGGCUGCUGAGAGCAGCCAAGCUGAGGAGAAGAUAGAAGCUGUAGAUGAAACCAAACCUAAGGAAAGUGCCCGACAGGAUGAGGGUAAAGGAGAAGAAACCGAGGCGGACCAAGAACAUGCCUGAACUUUAAGAAAUGGCUUUCCACGUCCCUGCCCUCCCCUUUCCUGAGCCCUGUUUCUCCCCCACCCUCUUCUAAAAUCCGCUCUGAAGUUUCCCUUCCUGUCCUGCUCACACGUGUGAGUCUGUCCUCUCCCACCCACUAGCCCUAUUUCUCUCUGUGUGGCAAACAUUUAAAAAAAAAAAAGCAGGAAAGAUCCCAAGUCAAACAGUGUGACUUAAACAUUUUUGUUUCUUGGUGUUGUUAUGGCGAGUUUUGGUAAUGAUGAUUCAAUCAUUUUGGGAAAUUCUUGCACUGUAUCCAAGUUUUAUGAUCUGGUGCGUGUGGCCCCGUGGGAGUCCACUUUCCUCUCUCUCUCUGUUCCAAGUGUGUGUGUGUGUGUGCAAUGUUCCGUUCACCAGAGGAGUCCAAAAUAUCGAGUGAAUUUAAAACCAUUUUUCUUUGCUUCCUCUUCAAUGUGAUGGAAUGAACAAAAAACAACAAAAAAAAGGAAAAACUCUAAAAAUCCAGUUUGUUUUAAAAUAAAUAAAUAAAUAAAUAAAUGCAUAAAUACAUAAAUAAAUAAAGCAAAUGUGCCAAUUAGCGUAACUUGCGGCUCCAAGGCUCCUUUUUCAAUCUGAAUAUGAAUAAAUCAUGAGAAUAAUCAAA
Messenger RNA from Suncus etruscus (white-toothed pygmy shrew), 1514 nucleotides. It is a transcript of the gene GAP43, whose product is annotated as growth associated protein 43. Gene Ontology annotation, biological process: regulation of growth; tissue regeneration; axon regeneration. The coding region runs from base 158 to 871 and encodes 237 amino acids. Gene Ontology annotation, cellular component: cytoplasm; postsynaptic density; plasma membrane. Lineage: Eukaryota; Metazoa; Chordata; Mammalia; Eulipotyphla; Soricidae. The record is from RefSeq and is a predicted model, not a curated record. The transcript has 3 exons. Gene Ontology annotation, molecular function: phosphatidylserine binding; lysophosphatidic acid binding; phosphatidylinositol phosphate binding.